Molecule: messenger RNA, 1285 nt
Organism: Cladocopium goreaui
Lineage: Eukaryota; Dinophyceae; Suessiales; Symbiodiniaceae
Source: the annotation of a GenBank genome assembly
UGGAAACCGAUCCUACCCAACCGCUUAGCAGAAAACCAAUCAAGAUCCAACCAGAUGGAUCCAACAUGCGGAAGGUCAGCGCUUCGGAGCACCUUUCUGGUUUAAUAGUACUCCUCCGAUUCUCCAAGGACGCUCGUGCAUUGCUGACAACAUCACCUGGCGAUGCAGAAACUCGUGCGCGAGAGGCUUUGCAAACAUUUCGCAAUCUUGGAAAUAUUGACGGGGAAACAGCUGCGCAGACUUUGAUUGCCAAAGUGCUCGUCCUUAGGGGAUCAUGGCAAGAGGCAAUCAGGCCUGCCAGGAACGCACUCAAAUCGCUCAAACUGGCAAAUUGCAUUGACGCGCAAAAAAUUCUGGUGCGUGCCCUCCUUGGAUGCAGCCAGACCGGGGAAGCACGGCAAUCUACAACAGCGAAACUCACGGAAUUUGAGCAACAAAGUGACCGCCAUGGACAAGCGGCCAUGACUAUGCUGAUGGCGACUAUCAGCGCUGCUGAAGGGAACCCAACAGAGGCUUGGUCCACAAUUCAGGAAGCACAAGGAUUGUGUGAUCCAAGUGACUUGAAACUGCUGUCCAAAGUUCACUUGGAGGCCAGCAGCAUCUUGUUGCAGCUCCGGAUGCUGGAUGAAACCCUCGUUCGGGCGCAGGAGGCGUUGAUGGCCUUUUGGAAGUUGGGGGACCGGCUUGGAGAGCAGAAAGCCAAUGCCGUUCUCAGUGAGGUUUACAGCCUUCGCGGUGUGCCACAUUUAGCACCAAAUAGGCCCCAGGCCGUAGAAGCAAUGAAAGAGAUGGCAAAAGCAGUUGGACUCCGGGAUGCCGAUGGCUACCAGAAAGCUUCAGAACAACUUGCUAGAUUGGCGGUGUCAAAUCCACCAAUCUCAAAGAAGGAGAAGCGAGAGGUAUUUGAUGAGGUCCUGCGCAGGGACCAAGCGGCAUCAGACUUUAUCCGUGCCAAUUCUUCCGCCUCCAAAGUGGACACAAGUUUAGCCGGGGAGACCUUCAGGGCUGUAGAGAAAAAAGGUCUCUAUUUUGGCUACAGAGCGGGAGGAAUUGCUUAUGGACCAAGGUUCCGUGGGAUUGAUGUGGCGCUAGGGAGGGCGACUGCCGCACGUGGUAUUGAGGAUGAAGCACAUGCCUACGCAGUCUAUCAGCUUCAAGAAGAGGCAGAUGACUGGGAGAAGGGCUACAGAGCCCAUCCAUCAAUACUGGACUCAGCUCUACAGUCAGGAUCAGUCAUUGGUUUGACCAGACAGUAGAGACAGCUGAACAAACUGAAAGAUCCAUG